AUGGAAAUGAAGAACAAUCAUUACUUUCUGCUACUCUUUUUAUGCUUCAGUCUCAACAGUAAUCUCUGUAUCGCAAGGAACACCAUUUCUGCGAAUGAAUCUCUUUCUUUUAGUGAAACUCUUGUCUCUUCAGGUGAGAGAUUUGAGCUUGGUUUUUUCAGACCAGGUAACUCUCUUAAAUAUUAUCUAGGCAUAUGGUACAAGAACGUUAUUUUAUCGCAAACAGUAAUUUGGGUAGCAAAUAGGGAUAAACCACUUGAGUAUGGUGCUGCUGAGAUGAAAAUUAGUCAAGGAAACCUGGUGCUUCUUGAUAGAUUUCAAGGCGUAGUUUGGUCGGCACUUGCUGGAAACAUCAAUCCAGAUAUUUCAGUUACUGCACUUCUUCGUGAUGAUGGGAAUUUGAUUUUGAGAGAUGUGUCAAAUUCAUCAACACCCUUACUACUUUGGCAAAGUUUUGAUCACCCAACACACACUUUUAUGCCUGGUGCUAAGAUUGGAUAUGACAAACGUACACAAAGAAAACAGGUUUUGGUAUCAUGGAAGAAUUCGAGUGAUCCAGCACCAGGAUUGUAUUCUAUGGAAAUGGACCCAAAGAAUGCUCAAUUUGCUUUAAAAUGGAAUAGGACUACAGAGUAUUUGGCAAGUGGUUCAUGGGAUGGCCGAACGUUCAGCUCAGUGCCUGAGAUGAGUUCAAACUACAUAUAUCAUAUCAGCUAUAACGACAAUGAGAAUGAGUCAUAUUUUACAUAUUCCCUUUACGAUAGUUCAACCGUAUCAAUGUUCAUCAUGGAUGUCUCUGGACAAAUUAAGCAACUAACAUGGUUGAAUGGUAGCUUUCAAUGGGCUCUAUUCUGGUCUCAACCGAGACAAAUUUGUGAGGUUUAUGCUAAAUGUGGGGCAUUUGGAGUUUGUACUGAAGCUAAUGCAACCUGCAAUUGUUUGAGUGGUUUCAAGAAAAUAUCAGAUACAGAAUGGAAUUCAAAUGAUUAUUCCAGUGGCUGUGUAAGAGACCAAAAGGUGCAGUGUAAUGCAAUUACUGAAGACAAAGAUAGUUUAUGGAUAAGUUCAAUUCUGAGAGUACCUGCUUCUCAAAAUACUAAUAUCACAGUUGGGACAGCCUCACAGUGUAGAUCUGCAUGUUUCAACGAUUGCUCUUGCACUGCUUAUACUUAUGAUGGUUCCGGUACCUGUUCCAUCUGGACAGGGGAUCUGUUCAAUCUGGAACAACUCAGCACAACUGAAUCAGAAAGGACAAUAUUUGUCAAACGCAGCUCACCUGAAGGUUAG
Molecule: messenger RNA, 1287 nt
Organism: Solanum verrucosum
Lineage: Eukaryota; Viridiplantae; Streptophyta; Magnoliopsida; Solanales; Solanaceae
Product: G-type lectin S-receptor-like serine/threonine-protein kinase At2g19130
Exons: 1
Coding region: 1-1287 (428 amino acids)
Biological process (GO): recognition of pollen
Source: RefSeq, a predicted model, not a curated record